CGACUGUGAGAGGUCAUGACUAGUCAGAGAAUAUUCUCUGACGGGCCUUGCUGCUAUAGAACGACGUGUAUCCUCGAAAGCAAAUGGGACAGAAGCGGAGCCAUGCCGAGACAAAAGAUGGCUUUGCGAAGCCGUCGCGAAACAAGGAUCGGAUGAACGAAAAGAAGGGGAAACCGGACUCAAAGAAGCAUGGCAAUAAUGGGAGCACUGGCUCUGGCUUGUUGUUCAAGCCUCAGCCAGAAUGGCACGCAGUCGAGCUCCCGGAGCUACCGAUAAUCGAGAAUCCGACGAUACCGGAACGACAUGUAAUCGACGCCCUGCACGAAUACGCGGAUAAGCUCCUGGAGGCGGAGGCGACCCAGUAUAGCGAGUCGCAUAUGGCCAGAGAUUCAUCCCACAGGUUCAUGUCCACGAUCAUGUCUUCCGGGACCAUGGAGGAUAAAGUCUCGGCUUUGACGUUGCUUGUUCAGGAAUCGCCGCUGCAUACUAUGAAAGCAUUUGAACAGCUGCUUGGUCUAUCGAGAAAGAAGGGUAGAAGCUCCGCUCUGAUGGCUCUUGCAGCUUUGAAGGAUCUACUGGGUUCCGGGGUUGUGUUACCUCCGGACCGGAAGCUGAAGGUUUUCGCAAGACAGCCUGCUUUGAUAUCCGCACUGCAAGGAAAGUCUGCACAUUGGAAACAUGGCGACAAGUUACCUGGCGACAUCCAAAAGGUUCAUCUGAUCGCGUGGGCGUAUGAGGACUGGCUGAAGAGACAAUAUUUUGAGAUGCUCAAGAUCAUCGAAGUAUGGUGCGCUGAUGAGGUGGAAUUCUCUCGGAACCGGGCCUUGACCAUGGUCUGGGAGUUGUUGAAAGAGAAGCCUGAACAGGAGGAAAAUCUGUUACGGCUGCUUGUCAACAAACUUGGAGACCGGGAGAAGAAAGUUGCAUCCAAAUCGUCCUAUCUCCUGCUUCAACUCCAGACGACGCAUCCGCUGAUGAAAGGGGUCAUCAUCAACGCGAUUGAAACCGAUCUCCUUUUUCGGCCGAAUCAGAACGCCCACGCCAAAUACUAUGCUGUCAUCACCCUCAAUCAGACGGUUCUGAGUAUGAAAGAGCACGAAGUUGCGAACAAACUGCUGGAAAUUUACUUCGCUUUGUUCGUGGCGCUGUUGAAGAAAGAAAAGGAAAGGGAAAAGCAGGAAAAGAAGCUCAAUAAGGACGGCCUCCCACAGGGUGGUGGAGGGAGACCUGGGAAGAUGGCGAAAAGAAAAGCCCAGAAGCUAGCGACGCAAGCAUACAAAUCGGAGGAAGAGAUGAGGGAGAAGUUGAUCUCUGCAGUCUUGACCGGUGUCAAUCGUGCUUUUCCCUUCGCAAAGACCGAUGACGCAAAGUUUGAGGAGCAGCUCAACACCAUCUUCGAAGUGACGCAUUCGUCAAAUUUCAAUACCAGCAUUCAAGCCAUGAUCCUCAUUCAGCAAAUCUCCGCUACCAAACACAUCUCUGCCGACCGUUUCUACCGCACACUUUACGAAUCCCUUCUUGACCCACGCCUUAUUACGACCUCCAAACAUAUCCUCUAUCUCAACCUCCUGUAUCGGGCACUGAAGGCGGACCCCAGCAUUCGACGUGUCCAAGCCUUUGUCAAACGCCUGCUACAGAUCAUUCAUUUGCAUGAGCCGCCCUUCAUCUGUGGUGUGCUCUACCUCAUCAAAGAACUGAUAAACACAUUCCCCAGCAUCAAAUCAAUGCUGUCCACACCGGAGGACAACGACUCGGAAAGUGGAGACGAGCAUUACGAGGAUGUACCUGAGGACGGUGCGCCCGUCAAUGCCCCAGAAACGGCCAAGCGGCCGCGCUACGAUCCCCGAAAACGGGACCCUGAUCACGCGCACGCUGAUCUGUCGUGUCUUUGGGAGUUACUUCCUCUUCAAGCGCACUAUCACCCUUCAGUGCAUGUGCUUGCAUCCAAACUGCUGAAUCAGCAACCCAUCACCGAGAAGCCGGAUCCUACUAUCUAUACCCUCAUGAACUUCUUGGACAAGUUCGCGUUCAGAAAUGCAAAGUCCAAGGCACAAGCCACACAUGGCCAGUCCAUCAUGCAGCCCAUGUCGGGUACGUCGAAGGCUACCGACUACCUUAUCACGGUGCGCGACGGAGAUAGACUUCACAAUCCUGUCAAUUCCGAGGAGUUCUGGAAGAAGAAGGUCGAGGAGGUGCGCGAGGAUGAAGUCUUCUUCCAUACGUACUUUGAGAAGUCCGGCAAGGCGAAGCAGACCAAGAUCAAGGAAAAGAAGAGGAAGAGAACAGAGGAUGAAGACGAGGAAGAAAGCGGUGAAGAUGAGAUUUGGCAGGCUUUGGUCAAUAGCAGGCCGGAGAUCGAAGGCGAGGAUGCUGACGAAGGAUUCAGCGACCUCGAUAUGGACGACAUGAGUGAUGACAUGGAGGAAGAUGGUGGAAUGGACGGCGGCGUUGAGCUUAACCUGGGCAGCGACGAUGAAGAGGAAGGCGCACCUGCUGCGAAACAGGGAGAAGAUGAUGAGGAUCUCGGCGACGACGGCUUUGACCUUGAUGAAGAGGACGCUUUCGUCGACAGUGACGAAGAUGUACCGAUUGACAUGGACAUGAACGACGACACGGAAGUGGAAGAGUCGUUGCCAUCCAAGUCCAAACAGGAGAAAGACAAGAAGGGACGGAAGAAGAGGAAGCUCAAGCAUCUCCCAACCUUCGCGUCUGUGGAAGAGUAUGCGAAGCUGAUCGGGGAUGAUAGCGAGUAGAGCAGUCCGAUCCUGUUUCUUCAGGGUAUGGGUGGGCGUUUUACCAGCAUAAAUAGACGGUUACCUGGCUUCAUGGGUGUGGGUUUGCCUGUAGCUAUCCCUUAAUUCUUGUAAUGCUUCCUACAAUGCCAACAAUAACCACCCUCCCACCCGUCCUUUGUUUUCUCCGGUUGCCGUCUGGUUCAUGUUAGAUUACAGAGUAACUGGCGUAGAGCCUUCCAAAAGUAAAGAUGCUGCAAAAUACUUGGGGGGGGUAUGACAAGGCGGCACCGCAGGCCACACAGACUGGAUAGCCGUGCCAGC
This is a messenger RNA of Westerdykella ornata, 3056 nucleotides long. RefSeq names its product CBF-domain-containing protein. The transcript has 3 exons. NCBI's taxonomy places the organism in Eukaryota, Fungi, Ascomycota, Dothideomycetes, Pleosporales, Sporormiaceae. The record is from RefSeq and is a predicted model, not a curated record. Gene Ontology annotation, cellular component: nucleus. Bases 84 to 2753 code for a protein of 889 amino acids.